AUGUCCAGAACACCUUUCAGUGGAUUCAUGGGUGGCUCCCGAGGCCAACAGCCUCCUCCACCUCAGCAACAGCAAGGCUACGGUGCUCCUCGAUAUAACGACCCUCGCCAGCAGCAACCUCCUCAGAACUACCAGAGCUACCAAGGCGGAGGCGAAGGCAGUGGCUAUGGAGAGAAGCCCUCGCGGUCUGGUGUUCGUCAAGUCAAUCUUCGAGUUGAGAAGGUCACAGACAAGUCCCUACAAUCAAGAUUGAUCUACGGUAACCUAUGCGCCGUUUCUCCCGACGAUUUCCCUUCUAACCGCGAUGGGUCCGAUCUCUAUAUUCUCCUCCGAGGAGGCCAACCUGUUGGCGAAUACGUUGUCACCGCAAAGCCUGUCCCUGGAUUCCCCCAGGGCUGCAUCAGUCUGUCAGACCCUCAACGAUCAUGGGCCGGCAUCACUAUGCGAGAUAUGUUUACUGGAGAAAUCUACGACCCUUUCGCGGCCGGAGGCAAGGCAUACCUGGGCUCGGUCGAUCUCGAAAUUGGCUUCGCUUCUCCCAACAAGAAGACCGAUGUUCCUUACGAUGAGGACGAGCUCUCCAAGAUGUUUAUCGAGACAUAUCAAAAUCAGGUACUCUCGCCUGGUCAGCGCAUUCUGAUGGAUCACCGAAAUAUUCCUCUCCUCGUCGUCGUCAAGACAGUCUCAUUGACAGAUUUGGCCAUGACUUCGGAUGACUCCUCCAAGAAGGCCCAGCGAGAACCCCAAGCCAGAGGUAUCCUGACGACUCAGAGCCAAGUUAUUUUUCAUCGCGAUGCAAAGGGUGACUUCAACCUGAAGCCUUCGAUGCAUAAGCCUAAUUCCAACGCCAUCCUCGCUCCGGACUUCAAGUUCGAAGAUAUGGGCAUUGGUGGUCUUGACGAUGAGUUCGCCACCAUUUUCCGUCGCGCAUUUGCUUCUCGUAUUUUCCCCCCUGGUUUGAUUGCCAAGAUGGGUAUUACUCACGUCAAGGGAUUGCUGCUAUACGGUCCUCCAGGUACCGGAAAGACUUUGAUUGCCCGACAAAUUGGUAAGAUGUUGAACGCCAACCCACCCAAGGUUAUCAACGGACCUGAAGUGCUCAACAAAUAUGUUGGUCAAUCCGAGGAGAAUAUCCGAAAGUUGUUCGCUGAAGCAGAGAAAGAGUACAAGGAGAAGGGAGACGAGAGUAGUCUGCACAUCAUCAUCUUUGACGAGCUGGAUGCCGUCUGCAAGCAGCGAGGCUCGGGAUCCGGUGGAGGUACUGGUGUUGGCGACAGUGUGGUGAACCAGCUUCUCGCCAAGCUCGAUGGCGUUGAUCAGCUCAACAACAUUCUUCUGAUCGGAAUGACCAACCGAAAGGAUAUGAUUGAUGAUGCUUUGUUGCGACCUGGUCGUCUCGAGGUGCACCUCGAGAUCUCACUUCCUGAUGAGGCGGGCCGACUCGAUAUUCUCAAAAUCCACACUGCCAAGAUGAGCGCGAACGGACUGUUGGACUCCAGCAUUGAUUUGGAAGAGCUGGCUGGUUUGACCAAGAACUUCUCGGGUGCUGAGAUCAGUGGUCUGGUCAAGGCAGCUGCAUCUUGUGCAUUUUCACGACACACUGAAGUUGGUCAGCUUGCUGCAGUGAAGCAGGAUGUUGCCAGCAUGAACGUGAAGCGCGAAGAUUUCAUGGUGGCUCUUACUGAGGUGCGACCUGCUUAUGGUGUCUCAGAGGCUGAGUUGAUGGAGGCUAUUCGCUUGGGUAUUUAUCCUUACGCGCCACACAUCAACUUGACGAUCCAGCAAAUGAUGCGUGUCGUCGGCAUGGUCAAGGAGGACCCGAACAAGUUCAGUACAUCGGUGCUUUUCCAUGGUCCUAUGGGAUCCGGCAAGACCGCUCUGGCUGCACACAUCGCAAUGCAGUCAGGCUUCCCCUUUGUCAAAAUGGUUACCCCCUCGGACCUCGUUGGAUACCGCGACGACUUUGCCAAGAAGGACUAUAUCCACAAGGCAUUUACAGACGCAUACAAGUCACCUGCAAGUAUUCUAAUCUUGGACGACUUUGAGCGUCUGAUUGGAUGGAACCCUAUCGGACCUCGUUUCUCUAACACCAUGUUGGAAGCAUUGACGACUCUGAUCGUCUCCCGACCUCCCAAGGGCCACCGUCUCUUGGUGUUUGUUACCACUUCGAAGGCCUCGGUACUCAAGAUGCUCGAGAUCGAUAACGACUUUGCCAAGAAGGUCGCCGUUCCUGGCGUAUCUAAUUUGCGCGAGCUAGCGGCGGUUCUGCAUGAGUCGCCUGAGUUUGACUACGAUGUCAACGCCACAGUCAACGAGAUCGGUCAACAGACAGGCUCUGACAGUGUCGGCGUAGGCAUCAAGACGAUUUUGGAUUGUAUCUUCGAGGCCAAGAGAGAUCCCAACGGGCAGGUCGUCGAGGCAUUCGUAGAGCUGCUCGUUGGUAAGAUUCAGGAAUUAAGGGCAUAG
Messenger RNA from Fusarium coffeatum, 2466 nucleotides. RefSeq lists its product as uncharacterized. Bases 1 to 2466 code for a protein of 821 amino acids. The record is from RefSeq and is a predicted model, not a curated record. The transcript is spliced from 2 exons. Gene Ontology annotation, biological process: SNARE complex disassembly; Golgi to plasma membrane protein transport; intra-Golgi vesicle-mediated transport. Lineage: Eukaryota; Fungi; Ascomycota; Sordariomycetes; Hypocreales; Nectriaceae. Gene Ontology annotation, cellular component: Golgi stack. Gene Ontology annotation, molecular function: ATP binding; ATP hydrolysis activity.